AUGUUAGAUAGAACAACUCUUGCAUUUGGAGCUAUUGGUUGGUAUUGGAAAAGAAUCCAAGGAGCUGUCGAUGGUAUCAACCUGGCCUUGCUAUACGCAGUUUUUCAUCAUCACAUCUCCAAAAAAUAUUUAAACCCAAUUACCCCUGAUGUUUUGACAUUACUUGGAAAAGAAAAAUAUGAGACAGUGGAAGAUGCAGAAUUUGGUAGUCAAAAGUUAUUUCAAUUUAUUAAGAAAAAAUUGGAGGAAAGAGCUGGUAAAAAUCAAGAAUUAGAAAAUAAGGAAGAGUAG
This is a messenger RNA of Meloidogyne enterolobii, 291 nucleotides long. NCBI's taxonomy places the organism in Eukaryota, Metazoa, Nematoda, Chromadorea, Rhabditida, Meloidogynidae. The record is from the annotation of a GenBank genome assembly.